AUGAACGAUGAUAGUGAAAUCCCAUCAAUAUUCAAUAAGAAUCGAACGAUAGAUAGUGCUCCAUUAUUCACGUGUGGACUCAAAUUAGACAAAUAUGAUUAUGAGAAAAAAAUACAUUUAGAACGAACAUUUCGUCAAAUAAUUGAUGAAUUACGUGUAAAACAAUCGAGUCUCCCACCUGAAGCUCAAAAUGAUUUAGCAUCGAAAUCUAUGCCAAUUGAAUAUUAUGAUUCAUUCUUCAUUGAUCGAAAUGGUGACGAAUUAGCAUCGGCUAAUGUUGGAGCACUUCAACAAGGUUGGGUUAUACCCGAAUAUGAACAAGUCUAUCGGUUAGCUCUACCUGAUAGUGAACAGCAAGCAUCGUUACACCGAGCCCGUCGACCUAAACCAUCAUGCUUCAAUUGUGGAGCAUUAGAUCAUGGCGUACAAGGAUGUCAUAUGAAAUUAGAUAGUGAUCGUAUUCGUCGUAGUCGAGAACAAUAUCAAGAACAAAUGGCUGAAGCAUGCGGCUACAAUGAUCUAUCACAAGCGAACGGAGGCUAUGGAAAUGCAGGUGAACCAACUAGUCGUUAUCAUGAAGAUUCGUAUCAGUCAAGUUUAAACGAUCAAGUUGUUAUUGACGAACGUUUUAGACGUUUUCAACCGGGUUCUGUCGGUUAUGAAUUACGACAAGCAUUAGGAAUUCGUGAGAAUCAAUUACCUAUGUAUAUUUAUAACAUGCGCCGAUGUGGUUAUCCACCUGGUUGGUUACGUGAAGCACGUGUGAAAAAAUCGGGUUUACAAGUUUUUCAUGACAACGAAGAAGGUGAAAUUAUUGAAUCAAAAAAAACCGAACCCAUUGAUCCAACUGGACAAGACAAUGUCUUUCCCGGUGCAUUACUGGAGGACAAUAUGCAAACUCAAGCUGAUUUAAAUAAUGAAGACGUUUAUGAGUAUGAUUUCGAUAAAGUCGUUUCAUUUCCUGGUUUUAACGUUCCAGUACCAGAUGGUUUUAUCGAUGAAGCUUAUACAUGUUCAACGUUAGCAUCAUUUGAUAAACAGCAAAGUAAAGAAAAUCUUAUCGAAGAAAUGUAUCUAUUGAAAAAACCUUCACUUAAACGUAAAUCAACACUGGAAACAUACAAGCCAACACCCAUUGAAGAAUUGAAUACAACCAAACAAACAAAAGCAUCAAUAACUACUGAAUCUAGUUCACCUUCAAUAACAACGGAUCAUGCUCAUUCAUCAACAAAUUAUGAACAAAAAAGUCUUGGACAAGUUUCUGGUACACCUCUAUGGAUGUAUAGUAGUACACCUAAAUUGCAUGUACCACAACAACUGCCUAGUCGAGAUCAAUUUCAACAAGGCAUUUGUGAUCAUUUACCAUUUGAAAAUUUACCUUCGUAUCAAACGGAAAAAGUUGGACGUAUUUUUGAUCUACUCAAAGAUGUACAAAAACGGCUUGAAAGUCUUAAUAGUGAUUCUACAUCUGCAAUCAAAAAAGAAAACCUUAACAAUGAUAAUAAUAUGCAAAUGUCUCCAGAACAUACGCCAGAAUCUUAA
Rotaria socialis is the source of this 1542-nucleotide messenger RNA. The record is from the annotation of a GenBank genome assembly. Lineage: Eukaryota; Metazoa; Rotifera; Eurotatoria; Philodinida; Philodinidae.